Molecule: messenger RNA, 1303 nt
Organism: Corticium candelabrum
Lineage: Eukaryota; Metazoa; Porifera; Homoscleromorpha; Homosclerophorida; Plakinidae
Product: transmembrane protein 184B-like
Exons: 7
Coding region: 57-1193 (378 amino acids)
Biological process (GO): transport
Cellular component (GO): membrane
Molecular function (GO): transporter activity
Source: RefSeq, a predicted model, not a curated record
ACCUCGUCUGACGCUGUCCCCAACGUCAGGAGCUGAACACCAGUUUAGUCUGUUGCAUGCAAAACAGAACAACGGCGGAGGCGGUAUUUUUCAACACUCCUUUCGCUCAUGCUGUUUCCAGCAUCUUCACUUUCCUGGCUAUAGUAGUUACGUCCUUUCAGAUCUAUAAGCACUUAAGAUAUUACACCAAGCCAAGUGAACAGAAGUGGAUUUUACGUAUUCUAUUUAUGGUUCCCAUCUACUCUGUGGAAUCAUGGCUGAGUCUCUUAUUUUACGAUUAUUACAUCUAUUUUGAUACAAUCAGGGACUGUUAUGAAGCAUUUGUUAUCUACAGUUUUCUCAGCUUGUGUUUUCAAUAUCUUGGUGGUGAAAUGGAAAUUAUGGAACACAUAGGAGGAAAACCAGUAGAGAGGAGUUGGUGGACUUGUACAUGUUGCUUUCCUCAGAUGCACUACACAAUGAGAUUUCUCACGUUCUGUAAACAGGCUACUCUUCAGUUUUGUUUCAUCAAGCCUGUUGUGGCAUGCAUUACAAUAAUUCUCAGGUCACUAGACAAGUAUGCAGAUGGAGACUGGAGACCUGAUCGUGGCUAUUUAUACGUGACUAUAAUAUACAAUAUUUCUAUUUCAUUGGCUCUCGCCGCUCUUUAUCUCUUCUACCAUGGUGUUAAAGAAAUACUGGGACCUUUUAAUCCUGUUCUGAAGUUCAUCAUUGUUAAGUCAAUUGUAUUUGUUCCUUUCUGGCAAAGUGUUGGUUUAGCUAUUGCUGAGGGAGUCGGUUUCAUUCACAAGGUGCAAGGUCAGAACAGGGAGAUCGAGUCUGGUGUUGUUGCUAUGGGUUACCAAAAUUUCUUGAUCACAAUUGAGAUGUUCUUUGGUGCCAUUUUGUUGUGUUUUGCCUUUCCACACAAAGUGUACUUGAAACUUCGAUGUGAUAGGCAAGGGCGAGGGAUCCCAUUGCAAAAGAUCUCAUCAAAACUUGCUGAAACGUUAAAUCCAAAAGACUAUUUAGAGGCAGCAGUGCAUAACUUUAUUCCUACUUAUCGAAAGUACACGAAACUUACAAAUGUGGCAGAUGAAGGUCAAGAGAAAAUGGCAAAUGGUGUUGUGACUAGUAAUGAUGUAGACAAUGAUGAAUGGGACAGUGUGAAUGAUGAGACAUCCUGCAUGUUGACAUCAGACAAUGAGGUGUGACAUGUUGUAAAUAUCAAAUAAUGUAUUAAUGAGUACAAAAUUAAUGCACAAUAGACAUCAGACAACUUGCUUUGUAACCCAGCAAUUUAGAAGAGUUUUUCUAUUGGUGC